This is a messenger RNA of Aspergillus luchuensis, 1128 nucleotides long. RefSeq lists its product as uncharacterized. Lineage: Eukaryota; Fungi; Ascomycota; Eurotiomycetes; Eurotiales; Aspergillaceae. The record is from RefSeq and is a predicted model, not a curated record. The coding region runs from base 1 to 1128 and encodes 375 amino acids. The transcript is spliced from 2 exons.
AUGUCACGCCUCUUGCUAUUCGCAUUUCGCAAACUCCUCAACACCUUCAUCCGUACCGCAGGAAACGAUCCACUACUCGCCAACACCCAUGGACUCUUCCAAGAAAGUCCUACCGAACCACCCCAAAAUGUGCUAGAAUUGACCUUGGCCAUUCUAGGACUGUCCCUCGAAUUCAUAAUCCGCUAUAUCAUCGGCAACCGUGUGAUGUCCCUCCUCAUUCUCGACACCAUCGAUAGCAACCCUCCCAACCCCAACAAGGACAGGGACAAGGACGACAACAAGAAAUCAAAUCCAAAGCCUACCACCACCCGCAACCUCCUUCAAACCCUCACCACCCUCCACCGCGAAGAAGGACUUGUCUCCCUCAUCAACGGCUUCCAUUACACCAUCUACUACAAUCUGAGGUACUUUAUAGUCACAGGUCUGCUCACAUCGCCUAUCGCACGCUUCCCUGAGCCGCUCGCACACAUCAUCGCCUCCGUCGCUCUCGCCGAAUUCCAUUUCUUCCGGACAGCAGGAGCUAUCCUCCCUCCCGCUGAGCAGAUGCGCUACGUGCCUCUUAGUCUUGAUUAUUAUCGGUGGAAAGCUCUUCUCCUGCCGACGCUGCUUUACGCUAGUGCUGAGACGAUCAUGAUGUAUGUGCCGGAGUUACUUCUUGCCCCGGUUCGAUUCGAUCGUGUGCUGCUGCAGCCGGAGGACUUGACGGAUGUUACUUCCCUCGUGAGAUCCGAUGUUCUUGUCGCGGGACUUAUGCUCGUUGCUCAGGUUCUGGUUUUGCUUCCGGCGUGUAUUGUGCUUAUUGUGGUGGAGGGGAGCUUGGUAACGGGGGAUUGUGAGACGUUGAUACCUUUGCCGGGGGAGGGUGAGAAGAUGGGGGAUGGUGAUAACCAGGUUGUUUUGUGGAAGGAGGAGGAUGAGAAUGACAAUGAGGAUGAGGAGUACCCAAAGCAGAAAGGCAGGCUCAUCAAAGACCUCUUCAGGUUCAAGGGACCAUUGCAUGUGCUUAAUGUAUUGGAGAUGAUUAGUGUGAGGCAGUUGCUGUAUUGUUUCGAGUUGCAUGGGAAGAUGUGUUUGUGUGUGGUGGGAGUUGCUACGGCGGUGCAGUCGGUGAUGUAUUUGGUGUCGUAG